Messenger RNA from Morus notabilis, 1764 nucleotides. Its product is annotated as nuclear transcription factor Y subunit A-1. The record is from RefSeq and is a predicted model, not a curated record. Gene Ontology annotation, cellular component: CCAAT-binding factor complex. The transcript is spliced from 7 exons. NCBI's taxonomy places the organism in Eukaryota, Viridiplantae, Streptophyta, Magnoliopsida, Rosales, Moraceae. Gene Ontology annotation, biological process: regulation of transcription by RNA polymerase II. Gene Ontology annotation, molecular function: DNA-binding transcription factor activity, RNA polymerase II-specific; RNA polymerase II cis-regulatory region sequence-specific DNA binding. Bases 301 to 1350 code for a protein of 349 amino acids.
GGCAAAAAGAAAAAAGAAAAAAAUACAUAGAAAUUGUCGAGAAAUUUGAUUGACCCUUUUUCCAAUUCUCUCAGAUUCUGAGAGCCCCCAAAUAUAGGCCUUUUGUUUCUCAUUGGCUGUUUGUCUUCCCACCAAAAAACGCGAGAAAGAUGAUACUGGGUUCGCGAGUACUGAAGUUUGGUUUGAUCUUCAGGAACUAAAAAGCGCAAAGCUUGAAGUUGGUACUGUUUCGGAUGUUAAACUUGAAAGUAAAGGUAAAGGUAAGGAGGGGCUUGUUACCGUUUAAAGGGUAUCGACAUUAUGCGGUCAAAGUCUCAAAAUACAGAUGGUCUAGGACUUGAUUCUCAUACCAUUACCCCAACCAAUGUUUACUCUGAGCCAUGGUGGCGUAAUGUCGGGUAUAAUCCUAUUUCUCCACCCUUGACAGUGAGAAAUGCAUCCAAUUCAUCUUCCUUAGACUGCCCAAAUGGUGCUUCUGAAUCCAAUGAGGACCAGUCUUUAUCUGAUGAUGGGCCCAACGAGGAAGAUGAUGAUGCCACUAAAGAUUCAUAUGUUAGUGCCUCUCCACGAUCAGGCAACUAUGGGCAAGAUCAAAUUAUGCAGCAUGUUUCAUCUACUAUGCCAACAUUACAUGAUGAGCACCUCACGCAGCCUCCACAACUUGAACUUGUUGGUCACUCUAUUGCGUGUGCAUCAAAUCCAUAUCAAGAUCCAUAUUAUGGAGGAAUGAUGACAGUUUAUGGACAUCAGCCUUUGGGCUAUCCUCCUUUUUUUGGAAUGCCGCAAGCUAGAAUGCCUUUGCCUCUUGAGAUGGCUCAGGAGCCUGUAUAUGUGAAUGCCAAACAAUACCAAGGGAUCCUAAGGCGAAGACAGGCCCGAGCCAAAGCAGAGCUGGAAAAGAAGCUGAUAAAAGUUAGAAAGCCAUAUCUUCAUGAAUCUCGGCACCAGCAUGCUAUGCGAAGGGCCAGGGGUAGUGGAGGGCGUUUUGCAAAGAAAACUGAUGGUGAUGCUUCAAAUGACGCUGAAAAAGAAAAGGGCUCAGGUUCUGGUCGGGCACACUCAUCAAUGUCUGCAUGUUCAUCAGGAUCUGAACCGUUGGCUUCGGACUCAAAUGAAACCUGGAAUUCUUCUAAUGGUCAGCACGAAGCAAGAGGGUCCCAAGUACACGGUACUUACACAGCGCACAAUUACGUAAAUGGGAACAGUUGCUACCAGAAUCAUGGUGGCAUGCAGGACUCGAAGUAUCACUUGCGCCCAAGUGAGAGAGCCGAGGAAGGAGACUGUUCAGGCCAGCAACGAGGAAGCCUGUCGGCGAAUCAAGCUUCCCACAGGCGUCUUGCAAUACAGUAAACUCCUUGGCACGGGGUGGGGUGCUUGGAGAUUCUACCCCCGUUUGAAAUGGUGGGGUCUAACACUUGGCAAUUUAUUUGCCAGGCGGCAAAUCAUUCUUGGCUUUUGUUGUGGUUGUGGUUGUGGUAUGGAUGGGAGGGACGUAGAGGAGACGACAAAUGGCCUGGGUGAUUCUCGGUGCUUCACUACGUUCUCUUUUUGUUCUUCUGUACAGAGAUAGUAUCCAGUAAACUCAAGUAGAAAUGAAGAGUCUCUGGGGGCAGAUUUAAACAAAUAUUUCUCUAGUUUUAUUGUACAAACCUGCUUGAUCUUUUGCCUUCUUUUUUUCAUCCUCUCGUCUAUCUUUGAGUUUUCUUUCUGAUUGUGCAACAGAUGAGAUAUUGAAUGAAUGGAUGUUACAUUUUUCGUUUGCUA